Dichotomopilus funicola is the source of this 966-nucleotide messenger RNA. RefSeq lists its product as uncharacterized. Bases 1 to 966 code for a protein of 321 amino acids. The transcript has 5 exons. NCBI's taxonomy places the organism in Eukaryota, Fungi, Ascomycota, Sordariomycetes, Sordariales, Chaetomiaceae. The record is from RefSeq and is a predicted model, not a curated record.
AUGAGCACUCUUUUGGCUUGCGCCUUGUGCCCGCCAAUUGCUGCAGUCUUUGUGGCUCUGCGACUUUACACGGCACGGACGAUCUUGAGAACGUUUCACCUCGAUGACUUCAUCCCUUAUGGUCUGGGGCAUCACAUGGCAUAUCUUGACGCACACAGCUGGCGUGACAUAAGCUGGUUUUCGCUAAUUGCCCUCUUCCCCGUCCUCAUCACAUCCAACCUCGCGGCGCUCUUCUCCCGAAUCUCGAUCCUCCGCUUCUAUCUACGUUUCGCCACCUGUUGGUAUUUCACCUACAGCAUUCACGCCCUUACCUUCAUCGUUGUUGCGGCCUACAUGCUCGGCGUCUUCUCGUUCCUGAUUAUUUGCCAGCGUACCAGCGACCAGUUGAGGUACUUCAAUUUAUCAGAUCAUGGGGCGUGUCUCAACGCGGAUGCGUGGUAUGGAUGGAUGGUUGCCUUCUCGUGCUUGACGGAUGUGGUGUUACUGGUGUUGCCGUAUUGGAUUAUUCGCCCACUGCGGGUGAGCUGUGCGCAGAGGGCCGCCCUGGCUGCAGUAUUGGGGACCGGGGGAUUCGUGGUGGCCGUGAGCAUUGUCCGGUUUGUGGUUGUUGCGCAGGGAUGGGGUAGUUCCGACUUUACCUUUAGGUUUUCAGCCAACUACAUGUGGAGUGUUGUUGAGCUCAACGUUGGCAUCUUCUGCGCCUGCGCUCCAUGCCUGCGUCCCUUAAUCAGCCGAUACGUUCCGGGGUUUCAAAAUUUCGGCCAGCGGAGCGAUAGUUUGGAUCUCUACACAAUUCCUGUUUCUCAAGUCCACACGCGGCUACCUGCUACACCGGCUAGCGGGCAAGAAGUAGAAGCCACCAGGAUGACAGGCACAACGGCAUCAACAUGGGAGGAACGAAGAACUGGGAGAUCGGGUUGGCGGGCCAAGUUGUUUCAAACGAUAUCGAGGGAGGACAAAGUGUAA